UCUGACCGAAGUGUAACAUGAACUUAUGACUUUAAAUCAGUCAUUAAAGUCAAAUCAGGGUCUGUAUUGCACUAAACAUAAUGAAAACCGUGAAAGGGCAUGUUAUAAAACACAAUGACUACCUUUAACUAUUUUGGGCAGAUGGGCAUCUUGAUGCUGGCCCGUCCAAAGUGUUCUGAAACAAGCUGACGCGGGACCCGCCUGCCAAAAUGCUGCUGUAAGUAGGCGGCAUUGAACACAACCAGUAGAAUCUACUGCUUCGCUAUACUUUACUACUGUUUAUAAACACAAAAACGGUGCUCUCACACUGCUGAUGUCUUGACUGGGAGGAGGCGUUUAUGGUUUAGUCAUAGUGGCUAAAUAAGCAGAUGUUUCCUAUGGCUUCGUUGUCUUUCACCGGCGUCGGAUUCGAUUGCAUCUUUUAACAGGACUUGAAGGAUGGCAGCAAAGGAGGAUUUGUACAGUAAUAUUAUCCCGCGCAGACUUCGACGGAGCGGUUGUGUCUCUGUCAAGCAUGGGUCCCGUCUGGAUGUGCUUCUGGCGAUGGGAUUCCCUCAGCAUAGAGCAUUGAAAGCUCUGGCAUCAACUGGAGGCAGAAGUGUUCAGCUAGCUUGUGACUGGCUGUUCUCCCAUUUGGAUGACCCCUAUCUGGAUGACCCUUUACCCAGGGAGUAUGUGCUAUAUUUGUGUCCCAGUGGGCCUUUACAAAACCAACUUUCCAAUUUCUGGCAGCAGUCUCGCUUAACCUGUGGCAAGAACAAAGCUCACAACAUAUUUCCACAUAUCACACUCUGUCUGUUCUUUAAGUGCCCAGACAAUAAAGUUAUGGCUGUCUGUGAAGCCCUGCAGUCCACGGUGAAUCAAUGGAGGGGGAGAUUUCCCAGCCCUCUGCCCCUGGAGCUUUACACCUCCACUAACUUCAUUGGGCUGUUUGUGGAGGAACAGGUGGCUGAGACGCUAAAGAAGUUUGCUUCUGACUUUGCGGUGGAGGCUGCCACUAAAGCUGAUGUUCAUGUGGAACCCCAUAAAAAGCAACUUCAUUUGACUCUAGCAUAUCACUUUCCAACCAAUCAUUUUUCUUCCUUGGAAAAAUUGGCUAAAGGGAUUGAGGUCAAGCUCGGCUGCGAUUGGCUCGCUGCUAUUUUCUCACGAGACAUAAGAUUUGCGAAUCAUGAGAAUUUGCGAGUGAUGUACCCGUACAAUCCUCAGAAUGAUGAUGAGUUGGAGCUGGUGCUGGGAGACUUCAUCUUCUCAUCGACGGUGGAGCAAAUGAGUACGAGUGAGGGCUGGGUCUACGGUACAUCUCUAUGUACAGGCUUGUCUGGACUGCUGCCCGAGAACUAUGUCAGCCCUGCUGAUGAAUGCGACACAUGGGUCUUCCACGGGUCACACUCCUUCUUUUCUACUAGCCCUUCGGAAAAGGGCUUUAAAGAGAGCAAAUCAUUGGACGGGCUGCUCAGCCUUCGUUGCUUGGAUAACUCAAGGCUGGGAGACUCCACCAUCUUGAGUGUUAUUUGCCCACCUAUGCAGGUGCUGCGAUCCAACCUUCAGUCUUGUCCUCCUAAAAGAACCCUGUUUGUAUGUCGACAUGGAGAGAGAAUGGACGUUGUGUUUGGAAAACAAUGGCUCUCACUGUGUUCGGACUCUAAAGGCAGGUAUGUGAGGAGUAAUCUGAAUAUGCCCGCUGUGCUACCUGCCUGGGGAAAAGCAGACAGAAUGUAUGAAAUGGAUGCUCCUAUUACAGUGGUUGGAUCUACACAGGCCAGGAUAGUGGGUGAGGCUAUACUAGAAAGUAACACCACUAUUGAUUUUGUGUACUGCUCGCCCAGCCUCCGCUGUGUCCAGACAGCUCAUGAUAUCCUUAGAGGGAUGCAGCAAGAUGGCAGAAUAAGUGUUCGAGUGGAACCUGGGCUUUUUGAGUGGACUAAAUGGGUCUCGGGAACAUCUUUGCCUCCUUGGAUACCUCCAACAGAUCUUGCCGCAGCCAAACUCAAUGUAGACACAACAUACAGACCUCACUUUCCCAUUAACAAACUAACCAUGUCUGAGACAUAUGACGCGUAUAUUAGUCGGAGCUACAAGGUGACCAAAGACAUUUUGGCUAACUGCGAAAAUAAAGGAAACAACAUUCUGUUUGUGGCACAUGCUUCUUCUUUGGAGGCUUGUACCCGGCAGAUUCAAGGCCUUUCCCCUCAGAACCCUAAAGAUUUUGUGCAAGUAGUACGAAAGAUUCCAUACCUGGGUCUCUGUUCGUGUGAGGAGCAAGGGGAGACGGGAACAUGGCAGCUGGUAGACCCCCCAAUUCUGCCUCUUACUCAUGGGCCCAAUCACAGCUUCAGCUGGAGAGAGACCCUACAGCAAGAAUGACCUUGUGUUUACAGGGGUUCCUUAAAGGACAACUAUUCUGGAGGAAAGACUGAAAUGUUACCUGCACUGGAAGCACACAACUGAGCAUUUUUAAUAUAUGUCAUUUGUAACAUUCAUGUUUAAAAUUAUGCAAAUUAUAUAUUAAUGUGGGACGUGGCGGAGUUGGACAGAGGAGACUGCACUGUAUAAAAAAACAUAUGUGACCCUGGACAACAAAAUGGGUCUUGUUGGUCAAUUAUUUACAAAUUUGUUAUGAUAGAAUGAUAAUAUCUGGCUGAAAUACAACUGUUUAAGACACUAGAAUCUGAGGGUGCAAAAAAAUCUAAAUAUUGAGAAAAUUGGCUUUGAAGUUGUUAAUCAGAGGAACAAAUAUAGCGUUUUUAUAUAUUUACGGUAUGAACUUAAUAUCUUCAUGGAACAUGAUCUUUACUAAGCAUGAUUUUUGGCAUAAAAGAAAAAUUUAUCAUUUCGGCCCAGUCAAUGUAUUUUUGGCUUUUUUACUUCCAGUGCUUAUUAAGACUGGUUUUGUUAUCCAAGGUCACAUAUAUGAUUUAAUCACUUUUAAUAGGUUAAAAUGCACAGUGAAAUAACGCAGCAGUAACUAUGACAUCACUUCAUACCACAAAUACAUGCCAUUUUCUAAUGACAUGAAAGUGUUUAAAAGGAAUCAGUGUGUCAUCAUCCUAACCUUUGUGCAAAAAGGCAAUAUCCAUAUUAAUGUAAAUAUGGCAAUUAACAUGCAUAUAAGACACAGCUGUGUGGAGCAGGAUUUUGUACCAGUGGAAUUUGAAAGACAAAACAGAUUUACAUGGAGAAGUGCAUUUUAGCACUUGUUACUUUCAUGAUAUGGAAAACGGAUUAAAUUCAAUUCGAGUUUA
Messenger RNA from Triplophysa dalaica, 3245 nucleotides. RefSeq names its product ubiquitin associated and SH3 domain containing Bb (gene ubash3bb). Gene Ontology annotation, molecular function: protein binding. The transcript is spliced from 14 exons. The coding region runs from base 439 to 2367 and encodes 642 amino acids. Lineage: Eukaryota; Metazoa; Chordata; Actinopteri; Cypriniformes; Nemacheilidae. The record is from RefSeq and is a predicted model, not a curated record.